CGCGCGGCAGCGUUUCGCCGUACAGCGGUUAAACCGCGCGGCUGCCGGCGCGUUGUAUUUUUCGCUUGAAAAUGCGGGCAGCCGGGUUCCGUAAAUGACUUGCUGUUCACACUCGGGCCCUCCCAGGGGCUGCGCGCCUCAGGGCGGCCCGCGGGUCCUUCGGGCAGGGCCGCGCCGCCGCAGCCCCGGCCCCGCACCUGCUGGGCCCCGGGCGCCGUCCGCUGCCGGAGCGGCGCGGCGGAGGGCGAUGUGAGGGGGAGUGCGUGCCCCUUCGCUCCCUGGGGAACGCCGCGGCCCCUUCCCACCCGGCUCGGCCGCGGAGCUGCUGCCCGGAAGCGUGCCGAGCCCGCCGGCCAGGCUGCUGCCCGCAGCGCCGGCACCGCCGCCGCCAGCCUGCCCCCCAGCCCCGCCUGCCCCGCGCCGCUGCCACCCGCCGCCGCACAGCGCUGCCCCUGCGCUCCGCUCCGCCCCGGCCGAGGCCGAACGCGGCGCGGGGGCGCUGCCGGUCCCGCCCGCACGGGCGCGCACACCCGGGCGCACACGCACCCGCGCGGGCACACACGCGGAAGUGCACCCCGAGCUGGCGCCGGGCCCGCCGCCGCCGCCGAGGCCGCCCCGGCGCAGCGUGCAACAUGGCGCUGGUGCCCUGCCAGGUGCUGCGCGCCGCCAUCCUCCUGUCCUAUUGCUCCAUCCUGUGCAAUUACAAGGCCAUUGACAUGCCCGCGCAUCAGACCUAUGGAGGCAGCUGGAAAUUUCUGACCUUCAUAGACCUGGGCCGGUCGUGAGAGGAGCCAGCGGGACACCGCGGCAACGGAGCCGGGUGGUUUGAACGGAGAGACACGGACGAUGCCGAGGGGCUGCUGCGGCGAGCGCCGUGGGGAAGGUGCGCCUGACGCCCUGUCACCGCCGUGCUGAGGCUGUGUUUUGCCUUUCUUAAUGGCUGGUAGUAAACACCAGAACCUGCUGUCCCCAGCAUCUGGCUCCUGUGUGCUGUCAAAAUAGAAGACAUGUCUUGCUCCCUUUGGCCUUUGUGAGGAAUCCAUCCCUGACAGGUGCAAGUGUGUGAGAGUGACACAAAAAACGUUGGGCAACUCAACUUGCCGGAUCCAGUUAGUUUUGGUUGCAAAUCCAUAAACGAGACUGUGAAACAAAAGAAGUUUCAUUUCACUUUCCUUCAUAGGGGUCCAGAUCUGGAGCAGUCACGAGCAUGCUGGCCUGGUAGAAAACACCAGGUGCUGGCCAGGGGCUAUUUUUGCUCUGAGCUUCCUGGCCUUGUUGCCUCCACAACACUGUUCCCCUAGUGCAGGUGGGAGGAAAGGGGGCUGGAGGAAGAGAGAAGAUGGAAGGAGAAACUUGGAUCCUAGUUCAGAAAUAGGAUAGCCAACUUACACCUAGUGUCUACAACAAAGUAUUUUUUUUUUCUUUGAAUCCACAGUGUAAAUAGGUGAGAAAUUUUGCAGUCGCUACUGAGUUACAGAAAAGUCAAGAAGUGCAAGUAUUUCAGUGCUUCCCAGUGAUAAAACCUAUCUCAGAACCUCAUGGUAGAUUCACAAAUAUUGCUACUAUUGCAUAUGCGCUUCAUAUCCAGUCAGUAGGUUGAGUUUGUGAGUUUGGAGACCAAACUCUAUAAACACAUUAACCUGGCAGGUCAAUGCAUCAGCAUUAAGCUAAGGUUCACUGAGGUCCGUAUUUUAGUUGGAGAGAAGAAGCACCUAGCGUAUUUUGCACUUAGCUGGGGUGAUUUUUGUAUUGGGUGCCAAAAAUUUGCUGGAUGUCUGAGGAUUCACAGGCAAAACUAGUGCUUUUACUGUGACUGUAAAAAGGCAUCUUAAGGCCUGAUGUUUUUCUAGAAGGCAAACUGGAAUCUUACUUUUUUUUUCCUUUUGGGCUGCUGAACUGUACUGUCAGUAAUAUUAAUUGACAGAAGUUAGCAUCAAGUCCCAGUAAGUUAGGGGAGAGCUGUUGACUUUGCUGGCAGUUGAAUUGGAAGUGAACCAACUAAAGCUAAAAGCCAAUGAUCUUGUCUUUGAGUCACCUUCACCUUUUUCUCUGUUCUCCUAGCCUUGACAGUUGUUUGACGAUUAAGUGAACUAAGACUGUCAUACAGUGAAAAUAACAUUUGACAGUACAUGAUAUUUGUCAUUUCCCAAAAAUUACAGCCUGCAGUCUGUGGCAAAUUCAUGUGGGCUUUCCCGUCAAAGCCUGCAUGCAGUUCAGGCUACUUCUGUCGUGGCCCAAAAGGUCAAGAUAAAUAUGUAGUGUUUUCUACAAUGUCUGGUAUGGUUAUCAAAUGCGGCUAGUAAUUUCUGUCCUUCUGGCCCUGGUAGUAUCUUAUCUAAGCAAAUCUGUCUUUCUCCUGGGACAACUGGGAGAUUUGAAGAAACAAAAACUGUGGAAUCCUGAGGAGGAUAACAGGAGGCGUGGUUGGAGGAUGUUAGGCACGUUUCCAAAAUACUGUAUGUUGACUAAAUCUUGAAAAGCUCUUCUUUAAGUUUCAGUUUCCUCAACCUUGUGCAGUAUUCCUGUGUCAGUCACAUUCAAAGGCUGUCUAGACAAAAUAUCAUCAAUGCCAGAGUCUUGGCAGACAUAUGUUCUUGCUACAGAUUGUACCUCCACAAGCAGAGAUUUUAUCUUUGACAUCACAGAAGCAUGUAUAAGUUCUUUCUGUUUCCAAAAACUGCUGUCAGUUUUUGAAAAAAGUGAUUUUAUGACUUGAAUCUAAGAAGUAAUUUGGAUGGGGUUUUUUUCAUUCUGUCCAUUUGUGAAGGGACAUUCUUUUCGAGUCUCAGCAUCAGUAAAUGUCUUGGAGAUUUAGGUAACUGACUUUGCAGAGCUGCUGUGUGAAAUAAUUCACAGUUAUCUGCAGAUAACAUAAUUUUGAUUCCAAUUAUGAAAAACUAGUAGUUUGGACUGUAAAACACAAGACACAGUAAAGUAUUCUAAAUAGAUGCAUUUAUCUGAACAGUAGACUUACAGCCCUCACGCUGUUCACAGAAGUUGAGCAUUAUGGGGAAGUUGUUUAAUACAGAGAUAAAGACUGUAAUGUCUCUGUCCACCUGUAAUAUUUUGGAUGUUCAUACCUAAGGAAGAUUUUCUGAGAUGCCAAUAUUCAUGCUUAGUCUCUCCUGCUCUUGAGUUUAGAAAGAAAACAAGUGCAACUGAUGACUUCUUUUAUCUGCUGUCGUUCUGAUGACUGACUGGAUUUUUGCAGUUGCGAAUGUGAUGGCAGUAUUCCCUAAAACACCCAUAUCAAUGGAAUAUUUUACUGGUUUAUGAAGCGAUGUACUGGUCCUAUGUUUUACCAUUACACUGGUGGUGCUCCUCACUGUAGCUACUAACAAUCGUUUCUUCACCUAAGACUUUCUCCCUGAUAUGUAGAGGGGGUAGGUGCUUAUCCUGCUUACCCUGGUAAAGAUACCUGCAUAGUAGCUGUGGAUUCCAGAACACUUCAGAAAAGCAUACAGUAUCCUUUUUGUCAUUUAUGGAAGGGAAACUGAGGUACAAAGAGGUAAAGAGUUGCUGCCAAGAUCACUUGGCUGGCCCAGCAGAUCAAAUCAUCGAACUGAACAUUCAGGCUAGUUCAGAACUACAACACAUUGCUGUCAUUUAGCCUCACAACACAAACCAAGCCCCAAAGUUAGUUCCUGUGAAAAAAAACAAAGAACUGGAUUCAGAAUGGGUAUUUCAAGAGAUGCACCUAAAAUUUCUUGUACAGCUGCCUUUGUUAGGUCUGAGAUUCACCAUUUUGUGCUUUAGUAGUGGUUUGCCACAGGACUGCACUGUCCUGUGCCACAACCCAUACAUUCAUUGUUGAGCGUUAUAGUUGAAAGUUAAGUUAGGGUGAAAAUGAUGCCAGUACAAAAUUAUUCUUUGCAGCAAGUUUGUCAGCUAUAUAAGUCUCAGAAAUUUUCCCUACUUGUACCACUGUUCCAGUUCUGUAAGUACUUGAAGUAGCUGAAUUAAAUAUAAUAAUACUUGAAACAAAGAUAACUAGGUCAUCCUGCACACUGCAAUCACACACCUGCCUUUAUAAAUACAUAUUCAUUGAGGGAUCUGUUGCACCAGCUUGUCUAAAAUGGCAGGAUCCUUGUUGCAGGGGUUAAGUUUUGUUCUUCAGUUUCUCUUAACUCUUACUGCUGUUAUGAGAGGAGGGAAAAAUAAAUAGAAUUUGUAUUCUGGAAUAAAGUAGAGCCUGUGGGUGCCGAAAGGAGACCAGUUCUACUUUCUGUGUUUGGGUGUGUGAUAAUUAGCAGAAAAGUAGCAUAGAGUUAAAAUAAGUAUGUAUCUUCUUAGUAAGGUGUGCGCUGGUCUAAGUAGCUUCUGGUUUUCAUUGUGCAGUUGUGAAAACCUCAUUCCUCAAAGAAGCUAGGGUAAACCAAGAUGCUAUUGCACAUACAUAUGCAUGCAUUAACAAAAUACUGGUUUGGGUUUUUUUAAUCUUAAGGUCUCUCGGCUAGGCUGAACAGGGUAGUUACAGAGACAAAAAGCAAGACUAGAAUUUUGGAAGCAGUAUCAAGUAUUAUGUUUUAUUAUGAUGAUUAAUGAUCCCAUUUUGAAUAACAGAAUGUUAAUGUGGGUAUUCAUAUGACUUGAUUCAGGGCAGCCAAAGCUAGAGAGGAAUUGAUUUUGCUCAUAUAUAAAUCUGCCUGGCCUUAUACUUUUAUUAUUCUCUUGAAAGAAGUAGCAGGAUGUGUGUGUAUGAACUUUUAUAUAUUGUCUGGCAGACUGAGUUCUACAAAAAACAGGUAUAAGCUCUGUUCCCAACACACUUUUUGGUAGUAUGUGUUGUAUUUGUUUUGCAGAAAAUGCCUUUAGAUUUAGUUUAAAUUUAAAUAAGUCAUCAGAACUUAGUUCAUUUCUUGUCUUUGGAAAAUUUCGGAGGGACAUGUUAACAAUAAGACUAGAAACUAGAGUUGGUAGAUUUGUCAUUUACUGAUUUGGUGUAUUUAGUUAUUAAAUUAUAUGAGAUAUGAUUGCUAGACAACAAAAAAGAUAGCAGCUUAACAAAGCAUAGCUAAAAAAUAUAGGUGAUUUGUGCCCAAUUUGGGUUUAGUCAUGCUGAUGGGAAAUAAAAUGACCAGAAAAUGUCAAAGGCCAGAGGAUUCACAACCAAGGAAUAAUAAGCUGUGCCACUGGUGCGGUAUCUGAAGUUGAGCAAGUUUCAUUGCUAACUGUAUGGGUUAAACUUAUUACAACACAGAGGACAAAAGUAGAAACACGUUCCACACUGUGAAAUAUAACUGACUCUUUUCCAGGAUUUUCUUUAGAAAAAUGAAUUUCACCUUCUGCUUUCCCCUUUUAUCAUCUCUAAAGUUACCCUGAUAUGCAAGUAUUUUAUGGCUUUUGGGUGAAGAGAUUACAGAAGUGUAAAGUAUUAUUAUGUAUUAGUCCCAGAGGUAAUUCAUCACCAUGUCUAAAUGUCUCAGUAUUCUUACUAUUACAGAGAAUGCAGUCAACAGAGUGUUGACAAGUUUACAGAGAAAGAAAGGGCUUGCUUUUUAAGGAAUAACAAGGUGGGAUUUCUUAAUGGUGCUUAAUGGAUUUGAGAGAAAAGGCAACAAUAUACAUAAGGGAGCCUUUUAAUAAGUGUGUAUUUUAAAGCUUUCUUUUUCCCUCUCAGGCUGUAAACAUGUCAGAGAAACAGCUAUGUACAGUGCCAUUGAUGCAGUAAUAAAAAUGUAAUAGCAUCACUGUUUCUUAUUCAUAGACCCAUGUUUUCCAUCUGCUUUGGUAGCGCUAUCACAAAUUGACUGGAAUUUGAGCACCACAUUGAAGAAUUCCAUUUUGACAUUUCAUUAGCAUGUCUUUAUUUUACAAUUGGCCUUAAAUAUGUUGAACGUUUAAUUUGGGAAUUCUUAGGAAAGUUAUGGCUGUCUUGAAAUAUUUGUGUUGGCCAGGGGAAAGGAGGAGAGUAGAAGAGAGGAUAAAUGGGGAUCACUUACUAUGAUGAUAGAUUUAACUAAUGUCAGUAAUGUUAUUUUAUAACUUGGAGUAUGUAAGCAAUAGGUAACAGUGCUGUGUUUUAAACCAGUGUAAAGUCUGUAGACUUUUGCCAGAACAGUUUCAAAUGAUGACAGCUUCAAGGAGUUGGUUUAGUAGUCUGUAGUUCAGCUUUGAAAAAAAUCCUGUUUAUGUGAUACUACAGUUGAAUUAUUUUCUUUACAAUUUUAUUAUAGUGGGAAGGAUAAUUCAGAUAAUCUUGUAUGCUUCCAUAUGGCAAAAUUGUUAAAUAGUUUAAACAAUUAUUUUAAACAAGGGCAAGACAUCUAGUGUUCUAUGUUCGUGUUAUGCUGAAGUCAAAGUUGGGGUUCUGAGCUGUUCUAAUUGUUGUGAAUAUAAGUAUAUUACAAAAUAUUUAAUUGAUGUAUUUUUGACCUUAUAUUUGUGUUAUUUUAAUGAGGCUCUGUAAGCUUAUACAAGAAACAAAUUUUGAAAUUGACCUUCAAGUCAAAGAUCUAUAUAAUCUAUCAAAUAAUAUCCUCUAACUAAUACAGAAAACGGCAAACUUAAAUUAAACAUACUUUUAAUAAAAAUCAAAUUCCACUUGAAUCUUUGCAGUUAUAUCAACUUGAGGAUAUACAAGGACUUGUAGGGUGGAAGUCCAUGUGGGUAGUUACUUGUUUUGUCCUUAGGCUGAAAAAAAAACAAAAAAAGGAAACAAUCACUCUGUCUGAAAGUGGGGAAACAAUCACACAAUAGAAAUCUUUUAUUAUCAGUGUGAUGGAAAUCUCAAACAUGCCAGUAUGCCACCAUACAACGAAACGUGAAAUUCUUUAAACCUACAAAUAGAAAGAAAACCACCUUUAUGAAAUUACAUAACGAUGACAUUGCACAGAAGUAAAUUUGCAGAUUUGGACAAAGUAAAACCACAAUAAAAUGUAAUAAAACAAAGUUGAAGUAAUAGGUAAUUCUGCAAUGUAUUAAACACUAUAAUAUAGAUUUAUUACAAGGGAUUAUGAGUAUUUACCUGAAAAAACCAAUAAAAUUAUCGUUUUCCUUCCAUUACAUACAGGCUUUUUUUGGGCUGCAACUGUCCGUAUCUAAUAAUUAGAGUUGCAGUGCCUGCCUGUCCUAGUGUGGCAUUUAGAAAACAUUUUUCUAAUUGCUUGACUUUAAUAUAGACCUUGAAGUUGGGAUGAGCUCAGCAUGGGCAAAGAAUUCCUUGUCGUUUGGAGUUUUAAUUGCUAACGCAACUCCAGUCAGUAAAUGUCAAAAAGAUAAACACCAGUGACAGGUCUGUACCCUUUCUGCAGAAUUCAAGAGUGAAACAAAUACUGGUAUGUAAUAAGUUCACAUUGGACAUUGCUAUAUUUGAAACAAAAGUGAUGUUAUUACUCUCAAUACACACAAGAAAAACAUCAAAUUCCUCUCAAUGUAGGGUUUUUUUCUUUUAAGUAUCCGAAUCUGAGGCCUGAUCUUCUCACUUUGCAUGUCCAGGUAUAUAUACGGCAUAUGAGGUAGAAACAAAAUUAACAAUGCCUUGGCUUAUUUUGAAGACUGAAGGACAAACUCCUUGUUCAGUCUUUGAAUGGGUGAACAUGAAAAGCUUUCUUCCUUCUAAUGAAAGCUUUUUCAAAUUUUGCUUUAUUUGCUAGCAUUUAUUUGAAUAACUACAUUUCCCCAUGCCAUAUUUUCCAAAGCUCUGAAUUUGUUAUUAGUCUUCAAACCUUAUGGCUUUUGUUCUAUUACUAUGUACGAUGCAAGAUUUUUUUAACUUGACAUAGUUAAACUUGCUACCACUGAAAAAGCGCUGUUUAACUUUAGCGGAUGGAAAAGUUAACCAAAGUCUGAAGAAAAAAAAAAUCAUUUGGAAGGUGAAGUAAAACUUCCAGCCUUUUCAGAGAAGAAGAAACUAAAGUAAAUUAAAAUUUAUAAGUAUGUUUUGGUAAGACUUAAACCGAAGUCACUCUCCCAAUUAGGACUGUGAUUAAGCAUUUAGAGGGUUUUCAUCAGCAUUUUGCUGGUUACCUCAGGGUAUUUUACACUCUCUUGGCAUGUAGCUUGUUGGGGUUUUUGCAGUAUACUGCAAAAUUUAGAGAUUCUGUUGAUUGGAAACAGGUUAUGUGAAUGCUAGGAGAAAAUCAGAACCUGAUUUUCAUUUGUAUGGAGGCUCCUGGCAACUUAGUUAAGUCCAUGUGAUUUUCCCUCGAGAGUUUGAAAGCAACAUUUGAAUGCCUCUAGUUGCAUUCCCUGAACAUCUUGUCUUGCCACUGCCCUUGCAAGCAUCCUGUUUACUGUAGGAUUUCCAAAUACUCGCCAAAGGGUGCAAUUAUAUAAUUACUUUCCACUUAGAUCUGUGUGCAACUGAUAUAGCUCAGGUAUUUUUGCUGCAGUUGUCUACCAGGAUAGUUGUUUCUAUGUGCUUGAGGACUGUCUACAAUAUAACUUAAAACAAAACUAGUGCCACUAGAUUUUUACAAGCUGAAUAUUAGAUAUCCUGGUAAAGAUAAACUAGAAUAGAAUGUAGAGAAGAGCAGAAUGUCAAAAUAUUUGCUCUGACUUGUAGAGCAAAGCACAGGGGCUGGUGGGUUAUUGCAACUAGUUUAAGCAAAACAAUUGAAGAGGCUGAGUCUUACCUCCACAAAUGCUGCUAGACGCUUCAGACUGAGUUGGUUGUGCAGGGACUUAGCAGAGAAUUUGUUUCACUCUGUUAGGAAUUGAUUGGCCUAUUUUUGAUUUUGUGCCGUGCUGUCUUAUUUGUGUAUUUUUUAAAACCUUGUCUUUGUGUACCUGAGAGUAAAUUUACGCCCCCACCCCCAUUUGCCUAUAUUUUAUCAGGUGUCUUGAAGCCUCCUGGUCCUGUCAGCACAUAAGUAACAAAUUGUUAUUUAUUAUUAUUGCUAGUAUUAUUAUAAUUCAGUAGGAGUGGGGGUUCCACAGGCCGAACACAAGUGGCACGUGUUCCUAAAUGUAUUUGCUCAUAUGCAAAAGGAAGAAGAAGAAAGACCUGACUUUAGAAGCUGGUGUGUAAACUGAUAAAAUGCAUGAAUGCAAAAGGGAUGUUUUUUUCUAUGUGGUGCUUAACAAGCUUGUGCCUGAAUUGGUGGAAUCAUUUCAUACAGCUAAUGUUCAGGCUAGUGUCCCGGUGUGAUCCUGAGGCACUGCAAUAGGACCCUUGACCCUAGGGAAGAUGCCAAUUGUUUAUGGGCAGUGCUUGCGCAGGCUCAGCUCUGUGGAGGAUGCAAUAGAGAAGCUGGGAGAGAAAAGGAAGAUCCAGCAGACAGCACUUUGUACCUGGGGGGUGUGAGUGAGAGAGUGCACCAUGCUGAUCAGCCUUGUGUUGUGACAGAACGGUAUUCAAGUAUCUGACUGCUGGCAAUGAGGACAAAGCGAGGGCAAACAAGGAAGGGGUAGAGAUACAAAGUGGCUGGUGUUUCUCAGCUAAAACAGCAUGUCUUAGCUCUCUCAGACUUCCUCCCCUUCCUUGUCCUCUCCCUCAUUUCUUCCUCCCACACACCCACACGGUCUCCCCAAACAAACCCCCCACACUGGUGGCACAGCACCAUUUCCCUGCACAUGACUUUACUGGUGUAGCACGCUUUCUACUCAAUGGAGGGUGCCUGCAAAACUUUGUCCUUAGAAGCCAUAUGCACUGACAGAUGCAGAGGUCCCCAUUUGCUGUUCACUUCAGCUUACAAACAAAUUGAAACUCCAUGCUGUGAAAUCUUUAUUGACCUGACUUGACUUGUUACAACUGCGUUCCAAGAACUGUGAAUUUGCCUGUGCAUUAGACACAAUUAUCUGUA
Messenger RNA from Falco peregrinus (peregrine falcon), 9746 nucleotides. It is a transcript of the gene AIG1, whose product is annotated as androgen induced 1. NCBI's taxonomy places the organism in Eukaryota, Metazoa, Chordata, Aves, Falconiformes, Falconidae. Gene Ontology annotation, cellular component: endomembrane system; membrane. The coding region runs from base 633 to 785 and encodes 50 amino acids. The record is from RefSeq and is a predicted model, not a curated record. The transcript has 2 exons.